UUUUUUUUUUCGUUUUGUGUUUAAACUAUAUAGAUCAUGGUCAUGAUUAUGCGCUCAUGGGAUUGACCAAACAAGUGGAGCAUGGCAAUCAAGACUCUUCAGAUCUAUUGCUGAAAUUAGGAUGUCAUGUUGGUUUAUCUUUGUUAUAUAAAACAUGACAUCAUGUUGAGAUGAAGUCAACCCUUAGUGUGAAAUGCUGCUUAGAUUGGAUUCAAUAGGUCUCUUCCAAGAUAACACAAACCAAAGAUUGCAUCUUUUCAGCAGACACGCUUUAACCAAUCGAGGACAAUGCAAUAUGACAUCUAAAGCAUUUAAAGUCAGAACAUAAAUACUCCUAUUCUCCUUAUUCCUCAAGAUCAUCUUGUUCAUUCGUAAUGAAAGUCUUAAUUCUCGGUGCAGGUUAUGGCACUCGUCUUCAACGCGACUUGUCUAGUUCAGAAGAAUACAAACAUUUACUCGGUGUUCCAAAGGCUCUGUUGCCCCUAGGCAACCGAGAUGCUCUCAUCACCCACUGGAUCGAACUCUUCGAGAAGCAUGGCAUCUCUGCUCAAGACAGUAUUUAUAUUGUAACCAAUGGACAAUGUUAUGAUGCCUUCAAGACCUGGGCUUUAGCACAUCAUGUCCCAUUGGAUCAUAUUGUAAGUGAUGGCACCGAGACCAAUGAAACCCGUCUAGGUGCUGUACCUGAUAUCCUGUUUGGUAUCCAUCACUUUGGCCUUCAAAAUGACCAUGUACUUGUGGUAGGUGGUGAUACGCUCUUUUUGCAUGAUUUCGAUUUAAGACAGUUCUUGCAUGCAUUUGAAGCCAGAGAAGCCAGUUGUCUUGUUACUACUUAUCAAGUGACAGAUGAAGAUGUGCACAAAUUUGGUAUAGUAGAGACAGACGCUCAGGGAGACAUUAUCAGUUUCUUGGAAAAGCCAGCACCCACGGUUACUUCCGUCAGAUCUGCAUGCCCUUGCUUCUAUCUGUUUCAUAAACAAGCGAUUCCUCUCAUUGAAGCCUUUAUUGAAGAAUGUAAAGCAACCAAUGCACCUAAAGAAGCUUAUGAUGCUACAGGCAAAUGUCUUGCUUAUCUUUAUCCUCGCUUUAGAGUCUCUACAUUUCCUAUUUCAGGAAGAAUUGAUGUAGGUGGAUUACAAUCUUAUAUAGAUGCCAAUGCUUAUUUUCAAUAAAAAAAAACACACAUAC
This is a messenger RNA of Gilbertella persicaria, 1188 nucleotides long. Its product is annotated as mannose-1-phosphate guanyltransferase beta-like protein. The transcript is spliced from 2 exons. Gene Ontology annotation, biological process: biosynthetic process. Bases 375 to 1172 code for a protein of 265 amino acids. The record is from RefSeq and is a predicted model, not a curated record. Lineage: Eukaryota; Fungi; Mucoromycota; Mucoromycetes; Mucorales; Choanephoraceae.